AUGGAGGGAAUAUCCAGUUAUGGUCGACCGAUGAGUGCUGCUGCCCGAGCGGCCGCUAUGAGGGUAAAAAUGGCCGGUGCAGGUGUCAGGGUAACCGGUUCCUUACCUGGUGCCGGUCCGUCAUCAUUGACCGGCCCGACCUAUCUGGCCGCUCUCGAAAAACUCACCACGACAACGGAGAAAUGGUUGGAGAGUAUCGAAAAGUUAAGGGAGGCCGCUGUGAAACAGCAGAAGAGGGCGAAGCCGGAAGAUCCGGCGUCAAGUGAUGAAAGGGUACAUAAAACGCCACUUUACAAACUCGCUGCGAGAAAGAAACAAGCUGAAGACGUCGUGAUGAAGGAGGCUUCUCGAAUUCUGGCCGAAGACGACUCGGGAAAAUCCGUUGGUUCCAACGAAAGGAUAAGACCUGGCACCCCUACCAAUAUGCCCAAGAUCGUGGAGCCUCCGUCCGAUAUCAAAUCGUCCGGCCCUAUUUCACCACCGGCGAGGAAACUCGAUAACCUCGAUAUACAAUCACAAUCACGAUCACAACCACAGCCACAACCACAACCACAACCUCCCAAGCCUGACCUCGCUGAUGUGAUGAAUGUCGACUCUUCGGCACCUAAUAUUCCCAGAAUCGUGACACCCGCCCUGGAUUCCCCAUCGACAGGCCUUUUUCGACCUCCGGUAACCGCUCAAACUUCUGUCGCGAGCAUCCCACCGACGACGCCACCCACCCUCGUAACACCACCCUUGGCCACAGCCGGUGAGGUACACUUGACAAAGGAACCAGUUCUCGCCGCCGCCGCCGUUUCGAGUGAUAUAGCUGCCCCGGUACCGCUCCCAUUGCCCUUGCGUACGAAGCCAUCCGCAAACAGUCUGAAAACCGACACCAGCGUCAAAUCGUCCGAUGCCCUCUCCACCUCGGCCGCCAAAAAGCGUCGACUGUCCGCAAAAACCAUUCUCGAGAGCCUCAUGGAAAAAAAAUCACGGAAUCCGAUCUGGUACGACGGCGAGAUUCAAAAAAUAUUCACUGACAUGGUCUUCGAGAUGUCCCAACAAAUCCAAUCGAUGAAACGGGAAGGGAGGAUUGUCAUGUUCGCCAAGGAUCCGGCUUGUAGAAACUUGCUGGUAAGCAUGGAUAACAUGCUGCAGAAAUCUCUCCGAAUCGUCGAAGUCUCGAGCUUUCUAUUCUUGAAGGGAAAGCCCGAUGUCAACCAGGUCGAGACGUUGAAGACCGACCUUCAAAAAUCGCUUAAGGCAGUCGAGGAGUUCAAGAACAGCGGGUGGACAAUGUCAGGCAAUGACGAUGACGAUGACGACGACUCGGACAGCGAAAACGAUGAUGAGUAG
This is a messenger RNA of Orbilia oligospora ATCC 24927, 1335 nucleotides long. RefSeq lists its product as uncharacterized. The transcript has a single exon. The coding region runs from base 1 to 1335 and encodes 444 amino acids. NCBI's taxonomy places the organism in Eukaryota, Fungi, Ascomycota, Orbiliomycetes, Orbiliales, Orbiliaceae. The record is from RefSeq and is a predicted model, not a curated record.